Tuber aestivum (summer truffle) is the source of this 4335-nucleotide messenger RNA. Lineage: Eukaryota; Fungi; Ascomycota; Pezizomycetes; Pezizales; Tuberaceae. The record is from the annotation of a GenBank genome assembly.
AACCCACCCAAGCAUGGUGCGGGCACCAAAAUCACCUUCACCACACAUGGCCCACAACCCGGGAGACGGACGACCCUAGGCCUGGCUGUAUGGUAGAGCAUGUCCAUGUAUCGACAGCUCGUUCCUUCCACCAUGGAAGAUGGAUGGAAAAUGACGAGAGGGCUGAUGCGGGGGACGGAAUAAACCCCUCCCCCUCUCCGACAAGGCAGAUUCACAAAGUGAUGUACUCGUAUAAUACCAGUACAACCACAGCACGGGUGGUGCAGUAAUUGUGAGGCAUGAGGAUUAAAACUUACUCCCUACAACUCCACCCGUCCAUCCAUAGAAUCUUAGGGAAAGGGGAGAAAGAAAAGAAAAAGGGGAAGAGGAAAAAAAAGGAUCAGUGCAGACACAGUAUUCCACAAAAAAACCGUGUGAGAAUAAUAAUAGAAACCUAACUUAUACGACUGGGUCAACUAUUGGCAAAGGACGAGAUACAAGUUCCCUUUAAAGGUAUCGUAUAGAAGAGUAAGUAACAUUCCCCACCAUAUUACACUUUUCUCUGAUUCUGCUUUCUCUGCUGACCGCUUCUUCCAUCUCUCUCCCCACCUUUCCCUUUUCACCCACUCUCCGCUCUCGCCGGACGGCUUCAGCUCUUACAGCUGAUUCCCUCUCUCCCCCUCCAUCCCCAUCUCCACACUCCCCACUGCUCUCCCACCCAUUCCAUGCCCGCACGCCCCAAUCCUUUCCCCAGCGCCCCAUUUGUCCCCCCCCCCUCCGCGGGUUAUCCCAUGCGAACCUCAUUUCUCUUCUUCCCUCACAUCAACAUCAUCAUCAUCGCCAUCGUCGUCAUAACCACCACAACCAUCGCCCCAGUCUUCUUCCCGUGCCUGCCUCCUCUUUCCAAUUUUUCUCCCUUUCCCAAAAACCCCAUCACAAUCAUCCCACCCCGCUACCGCAGCAACGACCCGCCGCCCCAUCCCUCACCUUCCCCUCAUAGCCCUCGAUUACAACACCCCGUCCAUCGGGUGUGUAGCAAUUGAAACAAAGCUCCCCUCUACCCAGCGCCCCACCACAACCCCUUCCUUCCUCCCCUCCCAACCCACGAUACAGCCAUCCACAAACCAUACCGCGACAUAGCCCGCGACAAUUACAAGCUUUUCGGUCAUGACAAAGGAUAGCAUCCUUCUAUCUCUCCCCGAAGAGGUCAUCGAAAAUACCCUCAAAUUUAUCCCAGACGACGAUAGCGCCCUACUUGAUAUCAGCUUGGUCUGCAAGAAACUCUAUCGCCUCUCAAAUUCCCCAUUAGCGUGGCGGGCGAGAUGUCGACGCUUUCGCUACUGGGAGCCUCGGCACGAGUACCAGAAAAAGUCCAAACACCCUCUACCAGCUGAGGUGGAUUGGAGGUCUUUGUUCGUUGAGAGGAUCUAUUCGUACAGACGCACUACAAUGUUGUUGAAUGAGAUCAUUUCCUCGCCUGUAGAUCGAAUAAACAAAUUCAAUAAAAUCGCGGACCUUGGUUGCGAUGCGAAGGAUUGCUUGGCAGAACACGCAAAUGCUCCCGAUGACGCCGAGGAUGUUCUAGCUCGGAGGUGACUUCAAUUUUGGUGUUUCUUUUGUUUCUUUUGUGCUCGGUUUCCCUCCGAGAUGAUGAGGAACGUAUCGAUAUACUAACCCAUAUUUUCAGAUGGUAUGCAGCCGCCGCCAUCCAUUAUAUUCAUAGGAGACAGGCCAUUAUAGGGUGGAAGAAAUUAGCUUCCGGGGAAGAUAUCUCUCUUGAAUAUGCCCUGGGCUGCUUUGAACUUUUUAUCCUAAAGACACCGGAAGGAGAUAUCGACGAUAUCUCGGGCAUGCUCGACGAGCUAGCCGCCCGGUUCAGGUCCGAAGCCGCCAAUUUUGCCGACAUGUCGACGAAAGCGAAAGCACUCGCUCUGUGCACAUACAUGAAUCGGGAAGGAUUUCGCGGGGCUUCGUACAGGAGUUACCGCGCCCUCAAGAACGCCUUCAUCGGUGUUUCCCUGCGUACAGACCGCACCAAUCUUCCACUAACCGCAACAGCAAUAUACUGUAGUCUUGCGACUCGGGUAGGUCUAGCCGCCUAUCCAUGCGGCUUUCCGUAUCAUGUCUUGGCGAUAGUGCGGGACGAGGACGGAAGUUACAUUUACCUAGACCCUUUCCGUGGGGAAGGCAGCGAGCUCCCUGUCCAGGGCCUAGAACACCAGUUGAACGAGUUGGGCGUUGGAGCCACAAUGGACGAAUUCCUGCGUCCGUCGCCCACCACCGACAUUGUUCUACGCACCUCGCGCAACAUACUUGAGUCCCUCAGACGUGUUCCAGGGCCACCCGACACCCAGCAGGAAGCCGUCGAAAUCGACCGUCAUUCAGCACUAUACGCAGCCUUAACAGCGUCAGCUUUAUUGGGGCCGCGGAUCACACUAAGUGUGGUGCAGCACAUGGCAAGGCGUAUCAAGGACGAGUAUUCCAUGGACGUCCAGUUUUUCGAGGAGGACAUAGUCCCCAGACUGGAGGACCGGAAUGCACGAGAACUCCUGCUAGAGAUGUGCGGGGAGCUACGAGCAGAGGAUUCGGCCCAAAGACCCGUUUCUCGAAGAAAAAACUCUGAUGAAAAUGACGUUAAGGUAUGUCCUCGACCACUGCUGACAGCGCAGACCUGUUGGGAAUAAAAAUGCCAGGAUUCGGAAUGGGGAGCUUUUGGGGGUGGUGUGAACACUUGGAAAUGUACAUUACAGUGUCCGCCUGAAAGCCAUUCCGAACCAGGCAUCAUCCCCUCAUGGAUCUGCACAGGGCAUCCGCGAUUUGCUAACUGUCUUAUUCGGGUAGUACCGUGUUGGAACUGUCUUCGUGCAUAAACGAUAUCCUUUUCAAGGGGCUGUGUUUGGCUGGUCACGAACGUGCGCUCCAAAAGAGGGAGAGGAGUGGAUGCAGACUAUGGGUGUUGACACUUUGAGCAGAGGACGGCACCAACCAUUCUACCUCGCGCUGUAUGCUCACCCCUCCCACCCCGCCCCAAAGAUAAAUCUUUUGAUAAGAAGAAAAAAUAACAAAAACCAGAGUGAUGGACGGUAGCGUACGCUACGUAGCAGAAGAGAACAUCGUCGUUUCCCAAACUGACCCGGUCGAACCCCUGAGGAGGCUGGCGGGAAGGUACUUCAAGAGGUAUUCCAGGGCGGAGAGAAUGUUUAUCUCCAACAUCCGCGACGAGUAUCCCGACGAUUAAAGCUGAAGCCCCUAUUUUCCCAUUAUCUCUCCCCACUUUUCCUUUCUUUGCCAAAAUACAUAUCUCGAGGGAGAGGACUAUGUUUGAACACCUAUUUUCUCCCCUUUUUCACGCCUUGCUCAUCUCAAAUGCUGCAUUUUCACGGUUGCAUGUAAUCAUUUACUUGGCGCACCCAUAGAGUUUUCCCCGUUUCCCGUUGCUCUUCCCCCGAUAUUAUCACCCACAUUAAUCAGAUCCUUUCGCCACCACGAUAUCACGUUAAUUAGUCUUCUAAAUUCCCCCAUACACAGUAUUUUCCAUCCGAGUGAUAACUCAUGCACCACCACCUGGUAUUCCAUCCAUCCAUCCAUCCACAUACAUACAUACAUACAUACAUACAUAUAUACAUACAUACAUAUACCCAAUAUCAUGCUAAAACUCCACCCCCUAGCGACUAGUCACUCGGGGGAAAAAAGAGAGGGAAAGAAGAAAAACACUCGGAUUCACAAAAACCUCAAACACACCCAAAUUGCCCCCGAAAGUGAGAAGCUGCGACACUUGACCUCCCCCCAACCCCACCCAUCCAUAUCGCACGAAACCGCACCACAAAGCUGACCCAUGAUGCCACAUGAUAACCCCACCUCACCGGCGCCUGUACCUCCUCUCAUCCCAUCCCCAAGGGAAGGGUGUAGUCAUACCAAGUUGGAGUAACUACCAUGCUCGUGUAUCAGUGGGGUGGGUAUUGUAAGUCGAAGCUCCCCGACAAUCCAUCGAGCCCAAGAAGGCGAUGUGGGUGGGGUAACAUGAGUAAUGCAGGUAAAAGCUUUCUCUAUUAUAAUAAUAAUCCGGUCCAUGAAGUUGGGUGAUACAAGAAAAAACCAGUCUACAUUUGGUGAAUAAAAAAGCUUAGUAGUAGCGAGAAAGUGAAGGGAUGGUAAGAGAAAAGAAAAGAAAAGAAAAAAAAUAUAAAGUACAGUACUGCAUUUUGAUAGAUGAUAAAAUGCAAAAGUAAAAAGACAAAUACACUAGGGCAGUCAGAGUAACAUAACAUUAGUAUUACGGCCAUCGGGCAAAAUGUCUUCGUGAAACAGAACUCUCGGCCCCUACCUCGCACAGACUUCAAUUGCGCAAUGCCCCCC